AUGCACCCGAAGCAACCAUUCCCGGCCAGCGGCCGCACGGAUAUGCCAUCCAACAUACCACAAGCCUGCACACCCCAUCCGCUGCCCCGCCUCGUCGUGGUCGUCACUGGGCGUCCUCGUCAAAAAGCAGUGCUUCUACUACUCCUAGUCCAACUUCGACUACUACUACUACUGCUGCUGGUGCUGGUGCUGGUGCUGGUGCUGGUGCUGGUGCUGGUGCUGGUGCUGGUGCUGGUGCUGGUGCUGGUGGUGUUUUGCGAUGUUGCUGUUGACUUGUUGACUUGUUGCUUGCCUCUGUUCCUUCUCUCUCUCUCUCUCUCUCUCUCUCUCUCUUUCUCUCUCUGUACCUUUUUGAUGGUUCUCUCUCUUCUCUUUGCUUUCGCUCUCUUUGCUUUCUCUCUCUUUUUCUCUCUUUCUCUGACCUCCCUCUCUCUCUCUCUCUCUCUCUCUCUCUCUCUCUCUCUCUCUCUCUCUCUCUCUCUCUCUCUCUCUCUCUCUCUCUCUCUCUCUCUCUCUCUCUCUCUCUCUCUCUCUCUCUCUCUCUCUCUCUUGUGUCCUUUUGACUCACAUAGUUUGGGACGGCUUUGUGCAGUGCAGUCAAAAGAAAGAGACUACAACACGGUCGGUGCCAUGGCAGACCGGCCCAAGAGCAGCGCUGGUUUGCGCAUCUCCAGCGCUCGCUACUCGAGACCCAUUCGCGCCGCCCCGCGCAGUGCUGGCGAAGCCGAUGAGACCAGCGAACCGGGCCCCUUGGCGCGGCAGGCCUCGGGAGACCUCGAGCUGCUCGGCGAAUACCUAGCCCCACAACACUUGGUUGAUGCCGUGGACCACAGCCUGGGCAACUUUGGUCGCCACUUGCCGAGCCUACAGCAGCUCAAGCUUGCGGAUAGCCGCAUCGCCUCGAUCCGCGACCUGGGUACAUCCUGGCAAAAUUUGACCGUCAUCUGGUUAACCCGAUGUGGCUUGGUUGACCUAGAUGGCAUCUCAGCCCUCGAACGACUUCAGGAGCUCUACGUGGCCUUUAACGCCAUCCAAGAAUGUAGCCCUCUGACCAUGCUCGAAGACUUGCAAGUCGUAGAUCUCGAAGGGAAUGCGGUGGUCGAGCUGUCGCAGGUCGAAUACCUGGCCUUGUGCCCCAAACUACAUACUCUUGUCUUGGAAGGAAAUCCCAUCGCGGCCGCCGCCGAGUCCGACACGGCUUAUCGCUCUCAAAUUUUCCAAGCCUUGCCCAAGCUUCAGACGCUGGACGGGUUACCGGCGGGCGUGAGCGCCCCCGCAGCUCACUCUAGCGAUGUAAACCUUGUGAAUCACGUAUCAACUCCGCCCAACGUGUUGUUCUCCGCCUACCUGAGCUCAUCCCUGUGUCCAAAUAUGCUCGGGAUACUUUCAUGGACCCAGCACGGCCUGGCACGUCCUUUCUACGAGGCGCGAGAAGACGGCGACCAGUUUGAGGAUGAUGGCAGCUCACGACUGACGCAUGGUUCUGACGUCACCUUUCAAGGCAACCCCCUCAAGGCGCUCCUUGCAAGGCGUGCAGCGGGCCAGGGGCAAGGCAGCAACGAGCGAGACCUGGACGAACUGCUUGACAGCGUGGGUCUCAGGGAUGAAGUUCCAGCCCCCAACGAUGACCCCUUCAACAACAAGAGCCGGGAAGAGAUACUUGAUGAGUUGCGCGGGUGGCAACAUCGCUUUGAAGCUGGUGACUUGAGUGCCACCGAUCGCGCCACGGUGCAGCAGCGGCGCCAAGACGCUGCCAUGCGUGAGUCUAAGAAUGAAGGCUCGACAGCAGAGGCCGUUGCCGCUCGCAUGCGGCCUGCCACGGCCGCAGCCGGCUCUCCCCAUCGGGAACGUGGUCUACCAGCUCCGCCUGCAGAGCGGCGUCAAAUGUCCCACACUGCGCGGCCGGCCCGGCCCAAUGGCGCUGGUCCACUUCCGGCACCACCUGGUGCUGGACCCCUGCGGCCGGCCACAGCCAGCACUGCGGUCCGAUCACGAAGGCUGCGAGCCGUGCAUUCACCAACACACGAGCUCAACACCCGCAAAGUCCUGCCCGCCCCACCACCGACUGGCAGCUCGCGCCGUGCGCGCUUACCACAACCACCACCAACAGCCCGCCCUACCUCGGCUGCCGCGGCACCAACGACCCAUGCCUAG
This is a messenger RNA of Monosiga brevicollis MX1, 2154 nucleotides long. RefSeq lists its product as uncharacterized. The record is from RefSeq and is a predicted model, not a curated record. NCBI's taxonomy places the organism in Eukaryota, Choanoflagellata, Craspedida, Salpingoecidae. Bases 1 to 2154 code for a protein of 717 amino acids. The transcript is spliced from 14 exons.